AUGGCCUUUACAAUGGAUAUCCACCUGCCUAAAAGGUCGGUGUCUCAGAAAGAACCAAAGGCACAGGAAACCAUCUUGGAUAUAUUUUUCACCAAUACAACAGCACCAACAUUGUUAAGAAGUUUUCUGCCUGGAGUUAUUUCCAUAUCUGUGACUAACUGUAUAGUACAGAGUUAUACAUACUUCCUGACAGGGACAGCUGAAUUCUUUCUUUUUGCUGUAAUGUCUUUUGAUAGAUAUAUAGCAAUUUGCCAUCCUUUACAUUAUAAUGUUAUUAUGUGCAAAAAAGUGUGCAUUCAGUUUAUUUGUGGAGUAUUGAUUGGAUCUUUUAUUUCUGUAUCUCCACCAUUAAUCUUGUUUAUGAGACUUACAUUCUGUUUUAACCUGAUAAAUCAUUUCUUUUGUGAUAUUGGACCUCUUCUGAUGAAUUCUUGCACUGAAACACAGUCUGUUCAGCUUUUAUCUUUGGUUAAUACUUCAGUAUUGUUUUUCUCUCUCAUAGUCACAGUCAUAUCUUAUAUUUCCAUUAUGGUGGCCAUUUUGAGAAUAAAGUCUAAAGAUGGUAGGGACAAAGCUUUCUCCACCUGCUCUUCUCAUGCAAUAGUGGUAGCACUGGUUUUUGGAAGCUGUAUGCUAAUGUAUGUAAGGCCAGUUGAUGGGAAUAUCUUGGAUAGUAACAAAAAGCUAUCAAUUCUAAACACAGUAAUAGUUCCUUUAAUUAACCCAUAUGUAUAUACUUUACGUAACAAAUUGGUGAAAGAAUCACUCAAACAAGCACUAAACAGGACACUAAACAGGUCUAAGUAA
Messenger RNA from Bombina bombina (fire-bellied toad), 807 nucleotides. RefSeq names its product olfactory receptor 6M1-like. Gene Ontology annotation, molecular function: olfactory receptor activity. Bases 1 to 807 code for a protein of 268 amino acids. The record is from RefSeq and is a predicted model, not a curated record. Lineage: Eukaryota; Metazoa; Chordata; Amphibia; Anura; Bombinatoridae. Gene Ontology annotation, cellular component: membrane. The transcript has 2 exons. Gene Ontology annotation, biological process: G protein-coupled receptor signaling pathway.